Megalobrama amblycephala (Wuchang bream) is the source of this 1797-nucleotide messenger RNA. RefSeq names its product trace amine-associated receptor 13c-like. Gene Ontology annotation, cellular component: membrane. Gene Ontology annotation, molecular function: trace-amine receptor activity. The coding region runs from base 221 to 1210 and encodes 329 amino acids. NCBI's taxonomy places the organism in Eukaryota, Metazoa, Chordata, Actinopteri, Cypriniformes, Xenocyprididae. The record is from RefSeq and is a predicted model, not a curated record. The transcript has a single exon. Gene Ontology annotation, biological process: G protein-coupled receptor signaling pathway.
GUGGCUGUGUUUCAGUGAGGAGCAGUUCAGAGAUGCAUUUGAAUCCAUGAAUCCAUACAGAAGUCAUUAGGGAACAACGCUAUGUUUGGAUGUUUCUUCCAAGUACUUCAACAUAGACAAAAAAGGGAGCUGGAUGCACACUGAGUCCAAUGAUGACUGAAGAGGUCUAGAAAAACAUAAUUUAUUUUAUAAAUUGCAUGGUACUUCCAAGUACUUCAGAAUGAAUCUUACAGCAAUGAACCAAACUGAUGGCUGUCAGGAAUAUUUCUGUCCAGAGAGAUCUGUUUCUUUAUCUGACUAUGUGAUUGUGUAUGUGGCAGCAGCAGCUGUGGUUCUUCUGACCGUGUGUGGAAACCUGCUGGUCAUCAUCUCUGUUAGUCACUUCAAGCAGCUCCACACACCUGCUAACAUCCUCAUCCUCUCUUUGGCUGUGUCUGAUCUGCUGGUUGGAGUUUUUGUGAUGCCACUUUAUUUGUCUUGGGUCAUUGAGUCUUGUUGGACUUCUGGACCAGUGAUGUGCUCGGUUUUCAAUUUUGUGACUUUUCAAGUGACAAGCGUGUCUGUUCACACUGUGGCUCUAAUAGCAGUUGAUCGUUUUUUGGCUUUACGUUUACCUUUCGUUUACUCUGAGAAAAUCUCACCCACUGUGAUCUGCAUAGCAACUUUAUUUAACUGGCUGUUUUCACUUUUUUAUAACUUCAUUCUUCUGUUCAUUAAUGGAAACUUCACUGAUGCCAUGUGUCCAGGAGAAUGUGUUUCUUUUGUAGAUGAGAUUUCAUCCCUCAUUGAUCUCCUGGUUGUUUUUCUUAUGCCAUGUACACUCAUCAUAAUAUUAUACACUCAUAUUUUUGUCAUUGCUAAGAAACAUGCGACUGCUAUAAGAGCCCUUCAGGUUCACAACAGCACCUCUAAAAACAGAGUCAGUGACAAAUCAGAGCGAAAAGCUGCGAUUCUGCUGGGGAUUCUGGUCUUUGUGUUUCUUCUGUGUUUACUGCCAUAUUACAUUUGUUCUUUAGUGAUUCCAUAUGAACGUACUGACUUGUUUUAUGUGAGAAAUUUUACUGUAAUAUUGUUCUAUCUUAACUCCACCAUUAAUCCCAUCAUUUAUGCCUUAUUCUAUCCCUGGUUUCAGAAGAGCUUAAAAUUAAUUUUCACAUUAAAAGUCUUUAAUAAAGACUCCUCCCUGAUGAAUGUGCUUGUAAGUGACUGAAUUUAGGACAGAAUCAGACUCUUUUUCCUGUUGUCUAGUUUAAUGUGUUUUAUUAUUUUUUCAUAAUAAACUUUACAGUAAACAUGGAUAGUGCCAGUGGGGAAGUUUCUUUUAUUAUUAUGUUAUAUUGCACUAAUUUCACUUAAUGAAAUAAAUAGAAAUGUUGAACAUAGUGAUUUAUUUAAAGCCUAUACACUAAAUAUAAUGUCUUAAAAGUCUUACUAACAAAAAAAAAGUUUAUAUGUGAUUUUAUAGUGUUUAAAGGUUGUAAUCUAUCUACAUGUUGUUAUGUGAACACCUCAGAGAUUAUAGCUAUUUCAAGCCUCACAAGGCUCAGUUCAUUUCAUUAACUCACAUAAUCAUUCAGAUCAUUCAAUAUUUCUUGUUACAAUACUUUUACAACAGCUGAAUCACAAGAGUCAUAGGCUGCUUCUCAAAUAGAAGGCUGCAUCCUAGUGAGGCUGUAUUCUUCUUAGUCCAGUCCUUCGGAGGCUUGUAGGCUAGAGUUUUCCUCAGCAAUAGAUGCCAGAAAGAGAUGUCCAAUAAGUGCCUAUGGCUGCGUCAUACAUGUUCCCUUCCCCACGGUC